CUUAAACUAGUUUGACAACACGUGGCAAGUUGAGAGAGCUUAUUGGUGUUAACUGUUUAGGUUCUUUUUGUUUAGAUAAUAUUCAGCCGGAGAGUUCCCCGCGAAUUGCAUUGCAUUGCAUCGCAGCAGUCCGAGGAAAAAGCAAGAAAUGAGCAGCUGGGCGCCUCAUCUGCCGUCGUCUCUGCAACCAAUUCUUCAACCUUUUCUGCCGGAGCUCCGGCGUAGAGUCCCGCGGCCGAGGCCCUGGCUAUCUCCGCACGAUAAUGGCACCGACAGCGUGGGGAGCAAGAGGGCAAACGUGAAAUGCGCUCGCGCUUCACAAAAGAGCCCGGAUGAUUAUCACGCCACUCUUAGAGCUCUAAAUUCCAGAGGCCGCAAACCAAGGAAGUCACUUGGCCAGCAUUACAUGUUGAACUCUGAAAUUAACGACCAACUAGCUGGUGCGGCUAAUGUGGGGGAAGGGGAUGUGGUUCUGGAAAUUGGACCUGGGACUGGUUCUUUGACUAACGUUCUCAUUUCCUCCGGCGCCACCGUCCUGGCCGUUGAGAAAGAUCCUUACAUGGCUGCUCUGGUUGAAGAAAGAUUUGCUGAUACUGGACGCUUAAAGGUUGUGGAAGAGGAUUUCGUCAAGUGUCACAUUGGUUCCCACAUUUCCCUGCUCCUAGAAAGUUUAAGGGAUUCAGGUGCCAAGCCCAGAUUUGCAAAAGUGGUUUCUAACAUACCGUUCAACAUAAGCAAGGAUGUAGUAAAGCAGCUGCUUCCCAUGGGCGACAUCUUCUCGGAAGUUGUUCUUUUGCUGCAGGAAGAAACAGCAGUGCGGCUGGUUGGCUCAUCAGCACGAACAUCUGAAUAUCGACCCAUCAAUCUCUUCGUCAACUUCUACUCAGAUCCUGAGUACAAAUUUGAUGUCCCAAGGUCCAGUUUCUUCCCUCAGCCGAAUGUUGAUGCAGCAGUGGUCACCUUUAAGCUGAAAAAAAGUGCAGAUUAUCCAGCAGUUUGUUCCACCAAAAGUUUCUUCUCAUUGGUAGUGAAUUCUGCGUUCAAUGGGAAAAGGAAGAUGUUAAGGAAUACACUUCAGCACAUAUGCACCCCCCUGGAGAUCGAAACGGCUCUUCAGCAUACUGGUCUACCAGCUACUUCAAGACCAGAGGAACUAACGUUGGAUGAUUUUGUGAAGCUGCAUAACUUGCUAGUGAGGCCAUAGAGGCUAGAGCUGCAAUAAACUGAAAACACUCGCGACCGACACUGCAGGAUGUCUAACGUAUAAUAACACUGGGCAAGAACGGUGGCAGAUUCCAAAUGUUGAAUGCAUCUAUCUCACUCAUGUCAUUACAGCAUUACAAAGAAGAAAGCAACGACAGACAUGGGAUUUGAGAAGCAAGCAGUUAACUUACUUAGAGCGGGCAGGGAUCAUUGAACUUCGAAUUUUAUAGUGUAUACAGCAAAUUCAGAGAGAGCAUGUUCAUUGAAAUCUCUUUCAGAAUGAAGAACAGUCUGUCUGUAUUUCUGGUCUUUUCAGGCGUGGAACUGAUCGAUGAGGUCCAAAGCUCUCAAUCGGGUCCCUAGAGGGUCAUAACCCUUGAUUCUUCCGGCAGCAUACCCAUCCUCGCCCAACCUCCGCUCCUCCGCCAUGGCCGCGGCAGAUGGUGAGAGCGGCCGCUUAGGCCUCUUGUUCUUGAUGAAACACUCUCUCAACCUCUCCUCCACCUUGUCGAUUGCAGCAGGCAUGGAAUUGCCUUCCUCCUCCCCAACCUGCAUCGGCUCGCUCCCGUUGUCUUCACCAGCUCCCGUGGCGGAGGAGACGGAGUUCUCCUCCGCCUGCGGUGGCGACAGGGGCAGUCGGGAGUGGGAAAGGAGGAAGGAAGAGAGAUGGUGUUGGGCGAGGUGGAGGGCUGAGUAGAUAUGUUGUAGUUGACCUGGGUCGGACGUGGAAGGGAGCUGCUUUGCCAACAGCGUCGCUUGCUCUAAGGAUGUUACGAGGUUCGGCAACGGCGGCGCCGGCGGCGGUGGUGUUGCAUCUGCUGCCGUCAUCUCAUCCAUUCUCCUGCCUUAUGUUUAUGAGCACAAGGAAUGUGUGGAGGCGGACAGAGCGGCCUUCUCUUUUGCGUUCCGUGGCCCCCUUCGUACUUAACCGGCGACUGACUUCCUCUCGCGGCGGCCGGCGGAAGGUGAGGGCGUCUCUGGAAUAUUUGCGUGUUGUUUGUUUGGGAAUCUGUCUGCCUGUCGAGUGUCGACUCGAAACUUUCUGCCGCUGCCGCCGCUGUGGCGUUGGCGAAUGGCGUAUGAUUCAAUUGACUAUUU
Linum tenue is the source of this 2301-nucleotide messenger RNA. The record is from the annotation of a GenBank genome assembly. Lineage: Eukaryota; Viridiplantae; Streptophyta; Magnoliopsida; Malpighiales; Linaceae.